ACGACCACGUUCUCCAAGGCGCCAUGAUGCGGGGAAACGGGAACCUCCUCUGGAUCCUGAGAUUCAAAGUACAAUUGCUAGACUUGGUAAGAGCGUGGCGGUCAUGGAAGAGCACUACGCAGCGGUACGCGAGAAGAAGGAAGCUAAGAGGAAGAAGAAAUUGGAUCAUGAGGAGGAGGAGCGGCGAGCCGAGGAAGAGAGAGCUCGACUGGAGGAGCAACGUGCUAAAGCGGAGAAGAAGGCGUUGAGGAAGAAGUUGGAGAAGCAAAAAGCGGAUGAGAUGCGGGCUGAGAUGCAGAAGGACAUGCAUAUUCAACUGGCGAUACAGGUUAGUGAACUGGAGGACCACCUAGUUCAACGUGUACAUCAAGUGAUUGCACCGGCGCCUCCACCCAAUCUCGAACGUGGGAAGAAGAAGGUUACUUACGUGUCGGAGGAGGUACCAUCGAGCACUGAGGAAGGUAGUGACACGAGUGUCACGCAGGAAUUGAGCGUGAAGACUCAACGUUUGGCGAUCUCCGAAAAAAGGAAGCGUGGACCUGAGCCAGUUUUCGAGGAAGUCAGCCCUCCGAUGGAAUUGCCCGCCAAGAGGACGCCCCAGCGCGGCAUACUCAAGCCAGUCAAACUCUCUGGCCGUUUGACCAGGUCAAAGUCCAAGAAAGCUGGAGGUGGUCUUACCCCGACUUCAACAAAGAAGAAGAUCGCUACGCCUUUGUCCAAGAGAAGAACUCCGACGAGUGCGAAGACUCCGGUGUUGACUCCUUCCGCGAAGUCCUCCCUGGAACGUAUGUGUUAUCGUGACAGUAUUCUGCGGGAGCUCAAGGAUUUGGACGCUACGGAAUUGCAGCACAUCUGUCGCGAGGAAGGUAUUCACUACGAUAAGAAGGUUGACGCUAUAUUCGAUAUAGCGGAUCACCGCACCGAGGUUGCUUUCUCCAAUCCUUCAACGGUUGCUGAGGAGGUUAUUCGGAUUGCCGAUUCGGAGGGCACGGCCGCUGGCUUGGAGGAAACGCCCGCCGUCGAUGAAUGAAGAGCUCCUUCCAUAUCUCAGUUAUGGAAGCUUUGCCGG
Molecule: messenger RNA, 1069 nt
Organism: Chara braunii
Lineage: Eukaryota; Viridiplantae; Streptophyta; Charophyceae; Charales; Characeae
Source: the annotation of a GenBank genome assembly